CAACUGAUCCCACGGUGCCAAUCCCGUGUGCCGCCCGCCUCCUCCUCCUCCUCAAACCCGCGACGCCACCGUCAAAACCCAUGUGCCCACCCCCAUCAUCGCGCCACAUUUCCCAGCGGCGCCACCAUAAGUUAAAAUCAGCAGCCAGUAGCAGUGGGGAGUGUACACCAGACAAACCAUUACUAGCAAAUUGAAAAUCGUUGCACGUAGCAAGCGGUAUUCCCCUGCGUGCGGCGGCAAUGGCGAGAGGGCCGGAAGGCGGCGAGGGGGAGAGGAAGCUGGUGCUGGGCAAGUACGAGCUGGGGAGGAUGCUGGGACAAGGGUCGUUCGCCAAGGUGUACUACGGCCGCGACCUCCGCGACGGGCAGAGCGUGGCCAUCAAGGUGAUCGACAAGGCCCGGCUGCGGCGGACGGAGGGCAUGGUGGAGCAGCUCCGCAGGGAGAUCUCCAUCAUGCGGAUGGUGCGCCACCCGAACGUGGUCGGCAUCAGGGAGGUCCUCGCCAGCCGCGAGCGCGUCUUCGUCGUCAUGGAGUACGCCCGGGGCGGCGAGCUCUUCGCCAAGGUGUCCCGCGGGCGGCUCACGGAGGACGCGGCGCGGCGGUACUUCCAGCAGCUGGUGGCCGCCGUCGGGUUCUGCCACAGCCGUGGCGUCGCGCACCGGGACCUCAAGCCCGAGAACCUCCUGCUGGACGACGAAGGCCGGCUCAAGGUCACCGAUUUCGGGCUCGCCGCCCUGCCCGAGCAGCUGCGCCAAGACGGGCUACUCCACACGCAGUGCGGGACGCCCGCGUACGUGGCCCCCGAGGUGCUCAGGAAGCGCGGCUACGACGGGGCCCGCGCCGACCUGUGGUCGUGCGGCGUCGUGCUCUACGUGCUGCUCUGCGGGUUCCUCCCGUUCCAGCACGACAACUACGUCAAGAUGUACCAGAAGAUCUUCAAGGGGGAGUACCAGAUGCCGCCAUGGGUGUCCGGCGACGCGCGCCGCCUCAUCGCGCGCCUGCUCGUCGUCGACCCCGCCAAGCGCAUCUCCGUCCCGGAGAUCAUGCGCACGCCCUGGUUCAAGAAGGGAUUCGUGCCGCCGGCCCCUUCCUCCGCCCCUGUCUCGCCCAGGAAAUGGGAGGACGCCGAUGCCGAUGCCGAUGCCGGCGUGCCCGUCGAUGGCAACAUCUCGCCGCGGACGUGCAACGCGUUCCAGCUCAUAUCGUCCAUGUCCUCCGGGUUCGACCUGUCGGGGCUGUUCGAGAGCGAGCAGAAGGCCUCCACGGUGUUCACGUCCCACGCGCCGGCGGCCGCCGUGUUCGAGAAGCUGGAGGCCGUGGGCCAGGCGCUCGGGUACAGCACCGCGAGAGGGAAAGGGUGGAGGAUCAGGAUGGAGGCCAAGGCCGGCGGAGUCCACGGGCGGCUCGCGGUAACCGCCGAGGUGUUCGAGGUGGCCGCGGACGUGACCGUGGUCGAGUUCGCGCACGACGCCGGCGACGCGCUCGACUUCAACAGGUUCUGCGCCGAGGACGUGCGCCCCGGGCUCGCGGGCAUUGUCUGGGCGUGGCAGGGCGACACGCCGGCCGCCCUCAUCUGAUUCCCUCCUGUUUGGUUUUCUUCUCUGUGCAUACAUAUUACUCCAUGAAGUAGUAAAAAUUAGGGAUUUUUUUUGGUUUAGGACUUGCACCAGCUUGGCUUGGGCUGUAAAAUUUGUAGUCGUUUCUUCAGGGACAGCAAUGGCUAGAGUGCGGUUAUGCUAUGGACAAGAGAGCUUUAUGCAGUUGACGGAAUCGAGGCACGGGCGGCGUUCUCGACUUGCAGAGUUUUGUGUCUAUAUGUCUGUACUUGCGGUGAGAAAAAUGGAUUGUCACGCGCGCUAGCUACUGCGUUUUGUUAAGGGGAUCGAUGUAUGAGACAGAGCUUACUGGAUUGGUUGGUCGACUCAAAGUACGUGUGGAGGGGUGAAAUGCGGCAGUCGAUUCAAAGUACGUGCGAUUACAGUCCCUAAUUUUCAAGUGUAAUCGAUCUUUAGGACUCCUUGAUUUCUUUAUGGUCCGACAUGAUGGUCCGCUUGAUUGAAUUGAAUUCGUUGCCCUAA
This is a messenger RNA of Brachypodium distachyon (stiff brome), 2078 nucleotides long. Its product is annotated as CBL-interacting protein kinase 16. Gene Ontology annotation, biological process: protein phosphorylation; signal transduction. Gene Ontology annotation, molecular function: ATP binding; protein kinase activity. NCBI's taxonomy places the organism in Eukaryota, Viridiplantae, Streptophyta, Magnoliopsida, Poales, Poaceae. The record is from RefSeq and is a predicted model, not a curated record. The transcript has 2 exons. The coding region runs from base 240 to 1577 and encodes 445 amino acids.